Molecule: messenger RNA, 2264 nt
Organism: Sclerotinia trifoliorum
Lineage: Eukaryota; Fungi; Ascomycota; Leotiomycetes; Helotiales; Sclerotiniaceae
Source: the annotation of a GenBank genome assembly
GAACGAGUUGGAAUUUAUAUUUAUACCACCUCGCAAAACUUCCCCAAAUCCACGAAAAAUUAUUCCUGGUAAUUUGCCGAUUCGAUGCUAGGUUACUUAAUAUCAAUCGAUAUUUGACUCAUGUCGUUUUCCAAAAGGGCGCCCUCAUCGGCCCUGCUAUCAAGUUUGCGCGCAUCCUCUUCUCGAUCCCCAUUUUGUCUUCGAUCCCCCGCAACCAGAUUAAGAUAUGCAUCCACAGAGCAAAACGCAGGAGAAGGUCGUUCAUUUAAAGGGCAGCUCUACGAAAGUACACAGGCUCGAUUGAUAAAGGAACGCGCAGAGCGGGAACAAUAUUCCAAGAAUAGAAAUGAAAGUUCUGGAGGAAAGAAUUCGGCUUUAACAUUCGGUGCGCAUAUAGAUUAUCUACUUGAGACAUUAACAGCAUGUUGAACACUGCUGAUAAACAACCGUAUAGUUAUUAUAUCAGUGGCUAUAGGAGGAUAUUACUUCGGUUCAUUUAGAAACCCUGGUGCGCCUACGACGUCGACUACCCCUCUUUCGACCACAAAACCUCUUCGACAUAAUACAGGUCGUUCAAAUCUUGAAUCUGCAUGGGCGGAUUUUGUCGAAAUAGUGGGCAAAGAAAAUGUUUCUACCAAUGAUUCAGAUCUUGAGAGCCAUUCAGGUAGCGAAUGGUCUUCUCAUUUGAGAAAGCCGAAUGAGGUACCAUUUAUGGUCGUUUCCCCUUCAUCAACGGAAGAAGUCAGUAAGAUCAUGGAAAUUUGUCACAGGAGGAAGAUACCCGUUACUGGAUACAGUGGAGGCACAAGUUUGGAAGGACAUUACGCUCCUACACGUGGUGGUAUUUGUAUAGAUUUUGGAAGGAUGAACAAGAUUUUGAAGCUACAUAAAGAUGAUAUGGACGUGGUUGUUCAACCAGCUGUAGGAUGGGAACAUCUCAAUGAAGUGCUUUCGAAGGAUAACCUAUUCUUUCCACCAGAUCCAGGUCCAGGUGCCAUGAUUGGCGGAAUGGUGGGAACAGGGUGCAGUGGAACAAAUGCGUACAGAUAUGGUACUAUGAGAGAAUGGGUAAUGAAUCUGACUGUCGUUUUGGCAGAUGGAACUAUUAUCAAGACGAGACAGAGGCCGAGGAAGAGCAGUGCAGGUUAUGAUUUGACUAAAAUGUUUAUCGGAAGUGAGGGGACACUUGGGCUAGUCACCGAGGCUACAUUGAAGGUCACUACAAAACCGAAUACUACCAGCGUGGCAGUAUGCAGUUUUGGAAGCAUUAAACAAGCAGCGGAUUGUGUUGGAAAGGUAGUUACUGAAGGUGUCCCGAUCGCCGCUAUUGAAAUUUUGGAUGACAAUCAAAUGCUGAGCAUUAACAAGUCAGGCAUGACAUCUAAAAAAUGGCUCGAAGAGCCCACACUUUUCUUCAAAUUUGCUGGUACACCCAAUGCUGUCAAAGAGCAAAUCAGUAUUGUUCAAAAGUUAGCAAAGGCGACCGGAAGCAAAACUUUUGAAUUCGCAAAAAAUGCAGAAGAACAGGUUGAGUUAUGGAGUGCAAGGAAAGAGGCUCUAUGGUCUGUAAUGGCCAUGCGGGAGAAAGAUGGUGAUCAUGUGUGGACCUCAGAUGUCGCCGUACCAAUGAGUAGAUUGUCGGAGAUUAUUGAAGAAACCAAGGCGGACUUGGCUAAGAGUGGGAUGUUUGCUUCGAUCGUGGGACAUGUUGGAGAUGGCAACUUUCACAGUGAGUAUCCAAUAAUGUCGGUAUAUUAAAUCGAAAUACUAAAAAGUACAGCCAUUAUCCUUUACAAUGAUACCCAAAGACAAACCGCCGAAGAAGUCAUCCACCGAAUGACCAAGAGAGCGGUCGAAAUGGAGGGUACUGUGACUGGCGAGCAUGGUGUUGGAUUGGUCAAGAGAGACUACUUGAACCAUGAAUUGGGGGAGAAUACGGUUGAUGCUAUGAGAAGGGUAUGUACCAAAAUACGGGACAUUCAGCCGACUUGUUUUACUAAUGUUUUACAGCUGAAAUUUGCAUUUGAUCCAUUGUGCCUAUUGAAUCCAGAUAAGGUUGUUAGAGUCGAAAAACCUAAGCCAGGAGAAGUUUCGGAAUGGUAAUUUAUUAUAGAAUCUAUUAUAUACCAAUGAAUAUUGAAAGAUGCAUAAACUUGAGCUCUACCUAUUUAUGGUAAGAUUACGAAGCCACAUUGUUAAAAUAUGUAUGUAAAUACAAAAAUGGAAUCUAUUGGAUAGGAUUAAUAUUAUAAUGGAAAAAUGCU